AUGAAGCUUGAAGAAGUAAAGGACAUACAAAAAAUUGAAAGAAUAGGAGCUCAUUCCCACAUUAGGGGGUUAGGAUUAAAUGAUUGCUUAGACGCCCGCUAUUGUUCUGAAGGUAUGAUUGGUCAAAUGAGUGCCCGUAAAGCCGCGGGUAUUGUUUUACGAAUGAUAAAAGAAGGAAGAAUUAGUGGAAGAGCUAUUUUAUUAGCUGGACAACCUGGAACAGGUAAAACGGCUAUUGCUAUGGGUAUCGCAAAAGCAUUAGGUGAAGAUACUCCCUUCACGCAUAUAUCAGGUUCAGAAGUUUAUUCCCUAGAAAUGAGCAAAACGGAGGCUUUAACUCAGGCUUUUAGAAGAUCUAUUGGUGUUAGGGUAAAAGAAGAGUCUGAAGUUAUUGAAGGGGAAGUAGUGGAAAUAGAUAUAGAAAAAUUUAAUGAAAGAGACAUUAAUAAUAAAAACAAAAAAGUAGGAAAGAUGAUUCUUAAAACAACAGAAAUGGAAACAUUAUAUGAUUUAGGGAAUAAAAUGAUAGAAGCUUUGCAAAAAGAAAAUAUUACUGCUGGUGAUGUUAUUUGUAUUGAUAAAAGUACAGGAAAAAUUACAAAAAUUGGGAAAUCGUUUGCUAGAUCGAAAGAUUAUGAUGCUAUGGACCCUAAUACAAACUUUGUGCAAUGUCCAGAGGGAGAAUUACAGAAAAGAAAAGAAGUAGUUCACACUGUUACUCUCCACGAUAUAGAUGCUAUAAAUAGUAGAACACAAGGCUUUCUAGCCUUAUUUUCAGGAGAUACUGGAGAAAUUAAAAAUGAAAUUAGAGAACAUAUCGAUAUGAAAAUUAAUGAAUGGCAAGAAGAUGAAAAAGCAGAAAUAGUUCCAGGUGUUUUAUUUAUCGAUGAAGUACAUAUGUUGGAUAUAGAAUGCUUUUCCUAUUUAAAUAGAGCCUUAGAAAGUGAACAGUCUCCUAUUGUUAUCAUGGCAACAAAUAGAGGUAUUACCCAUAUAAGAGGUACGGACUACAAAGCUCCUCAUGGAAUUCCAUUAGAUCUUUUAGAUAGAACACUUAUUAUACCUACCUACCCUUAUAAACCUAAAGAUAUACAAAAGAUAUUAGAACAAAGAGCUGAAGAGGAAGAUGUAGAUAUCGAUGAUUGUGCUAAAGAGUUGUUAUGCAAAAUUGCUUCUGAAUCAUCCCUAAGGUAUGCACUACAUCUAAUUACUUUAGCAAAUUUGGUUUCAAAAAAACGAAAAGCCACAGAAGUUACUGUACAAGAUGUUAGGAGAGUUUACAAUUUAUUUAUUGAUGUUAAAAGAAGUACACAAUAUUUAAUUGAAUAUCAGAACGAAUUUAUGUUUUCUGAGUUACCCAAAGAAGAUGAAUGCAUUAAAGAAGAAUCAAGUGAGGAGAAGAGAGAGGCGCACGAAAAGAAAUGA
Molecule: messenger RNA, 1425 nt
Organism: Plasmodium malariae
Lineage: Eukaryota; Apicomplexa; Aconoidasida; Haemosporida; Plasmodiidae
Gene: RUVB3
Product: RuvB-like helicase 3, putative
Exons: 1
Coding region: 1-1425 (474 amino acids)
Biological process (GO): regulation of transcription by RNA polymerase II; box C/D snoRNP assembly; chromatin remodeling
Cellular component (GO): Swr1 complex; R2TP complex; NuA4 histone acetyltransferase complex
Molecular function (GO): ATP binding; DNA helicase activity; ATP hydrolysis activity
Source: RefSeq, a predicted model, not a curated record